Molecule: messenger RNA, 4219 nt
Organism: Dreissena polymorpha
Lineage: Eukaryota; Metazoa; Mollusca; Bivalvia; Myida; Dreissenidae
Product: nucleolar protein 4-like
Source: RefSeq, a predicted model, not a curated record
AUGUCAAUCGAGAAACUCCCGAGUCCGUACCCCGGGUCCGAGUCACCAAGGGACGCAAUAUCGCAGGAGGGCCGGCAACUCAUGUACGAGACCUUCCAAAACUGGGCGCUGAAGACAUACGGUGACAGCGGAAAGACGAAGACGGUGACGCGCCGGAAGUACGAGCGGGUCAUGCGCAUUCUCACCGGGGAAGAGGAGCCGAGCACGGAAAACUCGAAGUUCCGGUUUUGGGUCAAAGCUAAGGGAUUCAAACUGGGCCCCGGAAGUAUUGACGGUCGGAUACAAAACGUGCUAUACGUGCCGGUGAAGUCACAGGGCGAAGCGAUCGGUCCAGGGGAGAGCACUCUGCCAGCCAGCAUUUCCCGCGAGUACAAGCGCGUGGCGAUAGUGGACGACUUCUUCGACAUCAUUUAUGGCGUGCACGUGGAAAUGGACGGCAGGGGAGGUAAACACGCCGGCCAGAAGCGGACAUAUCGAGCGAUAGCGGAGACGUACUCAUUUUUACCCCGAGAGGCAGUAACGAGGUUUCUGAUGUCGUGCUCCGACUGUCAGAAGCGAAUGCACAUCGGCGCGGACACGCCCACAAAAGCCGGCGUCAACAACAACAAUAACAACGAAGAUAAAACCCCAUCGCGCCUUAUCAGCUCUCCUAGCGGACAUCCCAAUAUCACAGACUUCAGUUUUCGGGAGUUGCUAGAUCUUAGUGACACAAUGCCGAACACGGAUAAAGAGAAAUUAAACACGGACAAGGCUGUACACGAGGUUAAGAACAGCGUGUCCAGCGUCAAAAGCGAGAUGAGUACCGAGCCUAGCUCGUCUCCGCCCCGGGAACAGCCGAGUCCGAAACCGGAAAUUAAAUCAGAUCCGCUUGCGCUUAAGAACGGAAUCCACAGCCCGGUUCCUAAACCGGAAACCCCCAAACCUUCGCUAGCGGAGGAUCUGUUCCCCAUGGGCAUUACCGGGACCCCCAACUCAUUGUCCCCGAUCCACGAGGGCAAAGGUCGGAAGCGACGUCAUAGCGACGACGACAGUCUAGAGACGUCAUCCAAGGCGAGCGAGACGGGUACAAACGACGAUUCCCUUGCCAAGGACGACGACGACAAUGACGAUGACGACGACGAGGAUAAAGUGCCGCCGGGAUCUAACAUUGAUCCGGAGAGACUGAAAGCCUUUAACAUGUUUUGCCGCCUUUUCGUGGACGAGAAUCUAGACCGAUCCGUUCCGAUCUCGAAGCAGCCGAAAGACAAAGUGCAGGCAAUUUUGGACGCUUGCGAUCGGCAGUUUCCGGAAUUUCACGAACGCGCUCGGAAACGUAUUCGAACCUACCUGAAGUCGUGUCGCCGGAAUAGAAGAUCCAAAGAGAACGGCUGGGAACCAUUGCGACCUACCCCUCCACACCUUACAUCAGCGGCUGCCGAAAGCUACCUCGCACAGGCAUGCGAAAACGAGAGCAUCAACGCCAAGCGCAUGCGCAUGGGAUUGGAACCACUUCCGGUCAUGCAAUGCCAAUCACUCAUCAUCCGCCAGUCCUCGCAGCGCCCUCUACCCGCCUGUCACAAGGGGGCGGCGUCCCCUGCCCAAUCGUCGCCGCCGCCACCGAAAUCCGAGUCCAAGGAGAGCAUGCACUCUAGAGAAUCCGGCCAGUCAGCGCUCGCCACAAAUGCGCCUGCUUCCGGCCACAUUACGGACCGCCACACGCCAGUGUCCACGUCAAAUGUAGAUUUCAUCCGCCAUCCACCUCCACCGACGGCCUUUAGACCGCCACACGAUUUCCCGCCAUUUUUCGCCAACGGAAAUAGCCUGUUCCGUCCGGGAUUUUCAGGGUACCAACAUCCGGCCCAUCAUCACCCGUCGGUACUGCACAGCCCGAUCCAGCCUUCCGGCCUACAGAACGGUCCUACAGAUCUAAGCAUGAAAAAACAAUCCUCGAAAAACCAGCUUAACCCAAGCGAAGUGGCAACAAUCAAGCAGCUUAUUUCCGGUUACAGAGAGUCGGCAGCGUUCCUGUAUCGCUCCGCGGACGAAUUGGAACAAUUGCUGCUUCAGCAAAACUGAGUUUUUGAAUGGCAACAACGUCAAAUAUAAAUUCGGAGGCAGUAAUUUCAAGAGAAAUAAUCGCAUUUCGGUUUUUGGAAUUUCACAUUGAAAUUCAUGUUUUGCGGGACUACUUUGUUAUGGGCAUGUGCAACUGCGCACGCGCGGUGAUGAAGAUGCGUGCGCAUGGGUGUAGAUAGAAGUGUUUUAUUAUAUUACUGAAGUACUAUUUUUGUUAUUGAAAUAUUUUGAAUUACAUGUUAUUGGGAAAAAAAACUAUGUUGUGCCUAAUGUAUUGUUUAGAGGUGAUUUUCUUCAAAUAUAGAUUUAUGAUAUAUUUGUGCUGUAUCCUAGAGCAACUGAGAGAUAACGGCAUGUGUGAUGUUUGUUGAAUGCGAAACUGAAUGUAAACCACUAGGUUGUAUGUUUAUAUGUUGUUGAACGGAGGGAGAUUCGUACAAAUUAGUUUCGCCGCAAUUUUAUUAACGUAUUUCCAAUCCUUAGUUUUCUAUAAAAGAGAAAAAUACAUUUACACAGUUUUAUUAUCAUCUUAUACGCAUGUAUAGAAAAGCGACUGAAUUGCUUUAACGUGUUUAUUUUAAGUGCAUGUGUAAAGCUUUGGUAACUUUUGAAUGCCAUUUAUAUGAUACAGUCAACUUGUCUACAGAUUUCCCCAAAACUAAACUGAAUUUGAUCGUUGUAUUUUACCUUAAUAAUUAAUGCCAUAUGAUAGUACGCCGUAAAUGAAAAUGCGUCCGCUCCAACGCUUGCUUUUAAUUAUUUAUAUUAAAUGUGUAACGAUUUGCCGGUUUAUUUUGCGUAAGUGGGUUUAUUCGUUAAUGAUUCUAAAUAACAUGCGAGCAUCGGUGUCAUAUGCGCUUUAGUGUUAACAUAAAGUGCUUAUACGAAAGCACUGCCAGUUAUUUAUUUUUUAAAUAAGGAAAACUGUUCUCAUAAAUGUUAUACAGGUCAUAAAAAAUCGCAUUCAAUGCAGUAUAUAUCGACACACUAACACAAAAAUACAAACAUGUUUCAAGUUUACACGCGCCAAGAUAUUUAUCGAGCAGCCUAAAUUGAAAGCCAGUUGGGAUUAUCAGCUGGUACCCUAAUCCAUUUAGUAAGAUAACGAGAAUCCGAAGACUUGUUCUGUUAUGUUCAACUUCUCGAAUUUUUAAGUGUUAUGUUUAAUUAUACUUUGUAAUUUAUUGAUUUUGUUUUAAAUAUAAGCAUGUACAUUUCGCCAUGUUUUAUUCGUUUAUAAAGCUGUGCUUACACUGUUUAUAAUAUGUAUAUGCCCAGUCUGAUUAAAGUGCAAUGACUCAAAGAAUACUGAGAUGUAAAUAAUAUUUCGUUCUUUAUGCUCAGGUUUUGUCUGACUCAUUUCAUGUAUGAUGUAUUGUAUCGUUUUUUGCGGAUUUCCCAUUUAUUGUCACGAAUGAAUCCUUAUGAUUAACUUGUUACAAAUAUGAUACCCGAUUUUAAUAGCUCUCCAAUGUCUAGUCACGCGUUUUUGACGCUUAGUCAGAUAUAGGUCAUAUACAGGUGUAUUUUAAUUAUUUGCAUUGUAUUUAUGUUAUUAUUUAUUACUUAAGGGCAAUUUAUUUUACAAAUAUUGUUCGUGCAUUUUUGCGAAUAGUCCAGCUGUUAAAAAAUAUUUACACUUGUCGAUGAAAUAUAAGUAAGAGAAGGCCUUUAAUAGUCGAACCUUAUGUUUUGGGCAAUUUAUUGUUGAAUAUAGCUAUUCGAAGACGAAUUCGAUAUUACCGUUUUAUAUUGUAUUCUUUAUAAAAUUCUUAAAACGCAAUCUCAUAUAUUUAGUGUAUUGAGUUCUACUCAUUUAAGAAAGUCGUGUUAUUUCAUAAAGUAUAUAAUAAAUUAGAAAUGAAUAUUAGUAAGAUAGUUUUAUUUUAACACCAUCCAACUCACUUCGUGUGCAAUAUACAUUGCUUCGUAUAAUUUAUUCGUGUUCUUAGUUAUGAUUUUAAAGUUGUUGUACACAUUAUAUUUACAUGUAAAUCUAUUUUCUGUACGCGGAUACUUUUCAAUGAAAAUUACGAUGUCCUUUAAAUACAUAAUUGAGUCGCGUUUGAAAAGAGGUACUCUUUUAUUAUUAUUAAAUUCUUAAGCUGGAAAUAAAAUGUUAACUCUCAUUGUUGUAGUCUUUUUAAUAAAAAAUGAAUAUUUG